Molecule: messenger RNA, 690 nt
Organism: Schistosoma turkestanicum
Lineage: Eukaryota; Metazoa; Platyhelminthes; Trematoda; Strigeidida; Schistosomatidae
Source: the annotation of a GenBank genome assembly
AUGAACGAUUUACGAUAUGGUUUUCCAAUUUUACUGAGUAACUCUGUAAUAUUCGUUAAAUACGAUUCUGUUCCCCCACGUGCGUACUUUUUCACUAAUACUACUACUACUACUACUACUACUACUACUACUACCACUACUACUACUACUACUACUACUACUACUACUACUACUACUACUACUACUACUACUACUACUACUACUGUCUUGAUAAUUGAACAACUUGAUCUAGCUUCGUUACAAUCAAUCAGAGAUUUUGUAGAUAGAAUCAACAGUCAGUACACCAAAAUCGAUUUUCUCAUCAACAAUGCUGGACUCAUACUAAAAAAAUAUACAACAACUGAAGAUGGAUUUGAAAUGACCAUGGGAGUGAAUCAUUUCGGACCGUUUCUUCUAACAGAAUUGUUGAUACCAUUGUUGAAGAAUGCUGCACCAUCACGAAUCAUAAAUGUUUCCUCCGCAAUGCAUGAUGGUGGCCGUAUCAUCAAACCGGAUUUACAAUACAAUGAGAAAACUUAUAAACCAAUGAAUGUUUAUAGUGCGUCGAAAUUGGCCAAUGUAAUACAUGCAAUUGAAUUGAGUGAACGUUUGAAAGGAAGUGGAGUGGUUGCUGUCAGUCUACAUCCUGGAGUUGUGAGAACUGAAGUGAUGAGGGAUAUGAGAGAUUUUCCGAUGAUUAAUGAUACAUGA